This is a messenger RNA of Pygocentrus nattereri (red-bellied piranha), 2280 nucleotides long. RefSeq lists its product as uncharacterized. Bases 352 to 1095 code for a protein of 247 amino acids. The transcript is spliced from 2 exons. Lineage: Eukaryota; Metazoa; Chordata; Actinopteri; Characiformes; Serrasalmidae. The record is from RefSeq and is a predicted model, not a curated record.
UAUAUAUAUAUAUAUAUCGCUGUUGUAGGAACAAAACCUUGUAUCUCCAUUUUUGGUGUUUUUAAUAUAAUCUGAAAACAUCUGUUGCCUUUAACAUUAUUUGUAAAUUUCAUGACGAUUGGACCAAAAGAAACGGCCAAAAAUAAUUAGGAAAAAACGUCUGGUUCCAUUGACUUCCAUUAAAAGUAAAGAGGGUUUUCUCCUUCUCCUGUAAAGCUAACGUUUUGGAGAUAUGAGGUUUUCCUCAUUCAACAGUGACUUAUUUAUAGUUAUAGUUGACAUAUUUUAUCCACAUGGAAACGAUGUACACGUCUGAAUCAAGUACGUUCAACACUGCACUUUCUUCAGUGUAUGAAACACAUCUGGACCGUACAGCGCUCUGGACCGUACGGCGCUCUGGACCAUACAGAGCUCUGGACCAUACAGUACUCUGGACCGUACAGAGCUCUGGACCGUACAGUGCUCUGGACCCUACAGUACUCUGGACCGUACAGAGCUCUGGACUGUACAGCGCUCUGGACCAUACAGUACUCUGGACCAUACAGUACUCUGGACCGUACAGAGCUCUUGACCGUACAGCGCUCUGGACCGUACAGUGCUCUGGACCGUACAGCGCUCUGGACCCUACAGUACUCUGGACCGUACAGAGCUCUGGACCGUACAGUGCUCUGGACCCUACAGUACUCUGGACCGUACAGAGCUCUGGACCGUACAGUGCUCUGGACCGUACAGCGCUCUGGACCGUACAGAGCUCUGGACCGUACAGCGCUCUGGACCGUACAGUGCUCUGGACCGUACAGCGCUCUGGACCGUACAGAGCUCUGGACCGUACAGCGCUCUGGACCGUACAGAGCUCUGGACCGUACAGAGCUCUGGACCGUACAGUGCUCUGGACCGUACAGUGCUCUGGACCGUACAGCGCUCUGGACCGUACAGCGCUCUGGACCGUACAGCGCUCUGGACCAUACAGUGCUCUGGACCAUACAGUGCUCUGGACCGUACAGCGCUCUGGACCGUACAGUGCUCUGGACCGUACAGCGCUCUGGACCGUACAGCGCUCUGGACCGUACAGCGCUCUGUCCCUGUGUCUCUUAAACACAGUCUUCUCCUGAGAGAGCAGACUGAGGACCACAGGCCUGAUAUUAAUUGAUGUUAAUUAAUUAGUGCUGUACUGUUCAGUUGGACCUUGUAUUGUGGUCGUGAGGGAAGCUGAAGAAGGAAAGUGGUUUUAAAUCUUCUUUGAUGUCUGAACACUGUCGUAUAUACUCGAUCUGAAGCGAUCUGAAGACCUAAGACGGGUUCAGUUUGGUAAAAUCUGCCGAGGCCUCAUGGCCGCUGUUAAAAUCACGAGAGCUGAGAAUCAUCCAAAAUGCACGCACUGUAAACUUAGAUGGAGAAUUAACUUUCAAACGGAUGUUUUAAGCACUUUCUAGCCCUUUUUGACCUAAAAAUCUUUGGGCCUCGUUCUCUGAAAGCUUCUUAAGUGUGUUCUUGAUGAAGAUCCUGAGAAAAGGUCCCCGUCAGAUUCAUGACGUGUUCUCAAAGCGCAGAACCGUUCUCACCUUUGUGCUCUCGAGUGUGUGUAGAUUCUGUUCUUACCUGAGAACAAACCCACACAGAGAACAUCGGUGAGUCCGAAUCUUUGUGAAAGUGGGUUUAAGAGGAAAGAGCGCUUGGAGAAUGAGGCCCAGUGUUCUGGUUGCAUCUACCGAUGGUACACACAGCAAUACAGGCAACACUGAUCAGUCGAUUAGAUCUUCUCUUUGUGGUUCAACCGUCAUGAUGGUGCAAUAAACAGCUGUUUUAGUACCAACGGCAGGUAGAGACACUUUUCUACACGUGCGGUCACACUGUAAACACACGACCCCUCACGGUGAUGUCGAAUCCAGCUGACUGAGUCUUUACUGGCUUUUAUUUGUGUAACUUUAAGCCAUUCAUUCUCUUACUCUCUCUAUCUCUUUCUCUCUCUGUGCUAUUACGUGAGCCAUUCUGUUGAGAUUGAUGUACGAGAUGGACACUGUUUGGGUCACUUUGAAAAGUGAUGGCAUUUUUUUUCCAUCUCCUGCUCCAGGCUCUUGUUAAGAUUAAAUUAAUAUGUAAAAGAGGAAAAAAAAGAAAUGGUGAAAAAUAAAUAAAUAAACGAAACAACGAGUUAAAUAAAGGUACUUAAAGCAAAAACAGCACAGUGGAUCGCUGUUGGCACUCGACAUUUUAAAGCUACUCUCUGUGUAUAAAUACUUAUAUGUAUGUGGUUGAAAAUAAACAAUUCCUUUGACCCGA